AUGGACAUAAUUUGUUACCUAUUAGUUAUAGUUUUGUCCACCAUCCAGGCAUAUGAAACUUAUUCUCAAUGUUUGCGCGGGUGCAGCUGUGUAGAAGACCGCCAUGGAAGGUCGCUGGUAUGUAUGGAGGAGAGCGCGUUUGGGGCCAUACCAGAGAACCUUCCAGAUGAUAUGACCAAAAUACGAAUAGAAAAAUCUCACUUCACUGAAAUACCCAGAGGGGCGUUCUCAAAAACUCCCGCCUUGGAGAACUUGUGGUUGAACUUCAAUGAUAUCACAGUGAUAAACUCAAAGGGUCUGGAGGGUUUAGGGAACUUAACCGAGCUCCGUCUGCAAGGGAACAAGCUGCGUUCAGUACCAUGGACAGCGUUCGAGGACACGCCAGCCCUCAAGAUCCUGGACCUGAAGCACAACCAGCUGGACGUUCUGCCGGAGCAUGCGUUAAAAUUUUUGCCAGGUCUGACUUACUUAGACUUAUCCUUCAAUCGGCUUACGGUCAUAUCGAAGGAGGUCUUCCAAAACUGGCCCCUCUACCAAAAACUGCAGGGCAUGGAGGAGCAGGAGGCGACCGCUUUCGUGCCGAACGUCGUCCUCGCCCUCCACGACAACGCCUGGCUCUGCGACUGCCGCCUGAAGGGCUUCGUGGAGUUCAUCAGGUCCCUGAGGCCCCCGAUUUUACUGAUGAACUCUUACUUGACCUGCUCAGGGCCGGACUUUAGGGCAGGCAAGUUCUUCCACGAGGUAGAGCUGCAGGCGUGCAUGAAGCCCGUCGUCACCACCCAGUCCUCCAACAUCAGCCUGCCUCAAGGCGUAAACCUCACCCUGCGCUGCCUCGCCAAGGCCAGGCCAGACCCGGCGGUGAGGUGGACAUAUGGCCUGAAGAUAAUCAGAGGAUUUCAUGAGUCUCAGGAAAGAGUGGAUGAAGACACCAUCGGAUCCCUUCUGGUGAUCCCCUCCCUCCAUGCAGCUGACCGUGGUGCCUACACAUGCACUGCUGUCAACUUUAUCGGAAACUCCUCUGUCAGCAUCCUCCUGGACGUCCACUCUCCUGGCGGCUCCCAGUCAUCACUCCUCCCUGACAUCCCGGCUCCACCUGCUGCGGUUGAUGAAAACGUCUACAUUGACAUCCGCAUUGCCAAACAGACAGUACGCGGUAUCUCCAUUGAGUGGUAUGCCGCCUUGGACCGACCAGCUGAAACCUGGUUCACCGUCCACUUUGGCCGGGCAGGCUCUGAUAAAAAAGAAAUGACCUUCAUCGGCCCUGGGAUUCACUCUUACACCGUCUCUGAUCUGAUGCCUGCUACCAAAUAUGAAAUCUGUGUAACUCUCAAGAACCAGGCGCCGCAUCCCGGCCAGUGCAUUGUGUUUGUCACAGGAAGUGACAUUACUGAGAUGGAACAGAGGGAGAAGAUGAUUCACAUAGUGGUGAUAGUUUUAGCCAUGGUGCUGGCUGUGCCUAUAGGCAUGUAUGCCUGCACUACUGACACUAAGUUUGCCUGCCUGGAGGGUAUCAUGGAGUCCUGGAAGAACCGGCGGAGAGAAAGCAGCUCGUCAGGGAUGGAGCGAGAGAGGCAGGGCACUUUCGACAGCCUGCAGGCCGCCAGCGACGAGGACCUGGUUAAUAAAGAUUCCAGUGAAAACAGGAAGGUGAGGAGGAGGUCAGAUGACAGACUUCAGAAGCUCAAGGCUGAUCACAGCAGACUCACAGCUGAACUAUAUUAAAGUACUAUUUGUUAAAUCAACAACUGAAAACAUGAAACAGACCUUGUAAUAGACCAA
Micropterus dolomieu (smallmouth bass) is the source of this 1779-nucleotide messenger RNA. It is a transcript of the gene lrit2, whose product is annotated as leucine-rich repeat, immunoglobulin-like and transmembrane domains 2. Gene Ontology annotation, molecular function: protein binding. The record is from RefSeq and is a predicted model, not a curated record. NCBI's taxonomy places the organism in Eukaryota, Metazoa, Chordata, Actinopteri, Centrarchiformes, Centrarchidae. Bases 1 to 1722 code for a protein of 573 amino acids. The transcript has 3 exons.